UUAAAUCUAAUCCUAGCCUAGUUCAUAAACCAAUAACAAAGGAUAACCACACCAGUUGAUGCAGUGCUCUGCUCUUUUAAAACACUGUUGGAUGACUGAAGACUUGAGACACACACUGCUGUUUUGUCCUUGACUUGUUUAAAUCUGAGAAUCUCUCUCAGCAUUACUGAUGGAAAGGUUCAAGUCUAACGGAGGCGAGCAUGUUAACCCUGCUUAUGAUUCUACUCUGGAUGAACCUCCUGUCUAUGAGGAGAACAGCUUCUCUAAUGGGGAACACCGGAUGGUUCGGCCCUCAGUGGUCAGUGCCUUUGGUCAUGACACUUUGGACCGAGUGCCCAACAUUGACUUCUAUCGCAAUGCAGGCAGUGUGAGCGGUCCCCGGGCUGUGCGACCAUCCCUGCAGGAGCUCCAUAAUGUGUUUCAGAAGAAUGGAGCAAUCUCAGUGCCGGAUACCGUGGAGGACGAUGGCGAGGAGAGUGACGGCACCCCCUCUGAUGACCUGGAGUCUGCUGUUCCCGCUGACAACAACAAAGGACCAGUAAAGUUUGGCUGGAUAAGGGGCGUGCUGGUGAGAUGCAUGCUAAACAUCUGGGGUGUCAUGUUGUUCAUCCGUCUGUCCUGGGUUUUUGGUCAGGCAGGCUGGGGUCUGGGAAUUGUGGUCAUCGCUCUCAGCUGUGUGGUCACCACCAUCACCGGCCUUUCUAUGUCUGCCAUUUGUACUAAUGGCAUAGUCAGAGGAGGAGGAGCCUACUACUUGAUAUCUCGCAGUUUGGGGCCAGAGUUUGGCGGGUCAAUUGGUCUCAUUUUCGCUUUUGCUAAUGCCGUGGCUGUGGCCAUGUAUGUGGUGGGGUUUGCUGAGACCGUGGUCGACUUGCUCAAGGAGCACGAUGUCCUCAUGGUGGAUGAAUUAAAUGACAUCAGAAUCAUUGGCUGUAUUACAGUCGUGUUCCUAUUGGCCAUAUCGGUUGCUGGAAUGGAAUGGGAGGCCAAGGCACAGAUUAUUCUACUCAUUAUCUUGCUGGUGGCCAUAGUGAAUGUAUUUGUAGGAACAGCCAUUCCUGCAACCGCUGAUAAGAAAUCCAAAGGAUUCUUCAAUUAUAACUCGAAAAUCUUCUUAGAGAAUUUUACUCCAGACUUUAGAGAGGGUGAGACCUUUUUUUCAGUGUUUUCCAUCUUUUUCCCUGCUGCAACCGGGAUCCUGGCUGGAGCCAACAUCUCUGGCGACUUGCGGGAUCCCCAAGCAGCCAUACCUAAAGGUACCUUGCUGGCCAUCCUGAUCACUGCUGUCACCUACUUGGGUGUGGCCCUUUGUGUCUCUGCCUCUGUUGUCCGUGAUGCCACAGGAAACACAACUGACCUCAUUACUCCCGGAGCGCCUUGUAAUGGUUCGGCAGUAACUGCUUGUGAGCUCGGCUAUAAUUUCUCCUCCUGCGCAGUGCAAAAAUGCAACUUUGGCGCGAUGAACAACUUCCAGGUGAUGACCAUGGUGUCUGGGUUUGGUCCCCUCAUCACUGCUGGAACCUUCUCAGCUACGCUUUCUUCAGCCCUGGCCUCCCUUGUCAGUGCUCCCAAAGUCUUCCAGGCUCUGUGUAAAGACAACAUCUACAAGGCCCUGCACUUCUUUGCCAAGGGAUAUGGCAAGAACAACGAGCCAAUCCGUGGCUAUAUCCUCACUUUCAUCAUUUCAAUAGCCUUCAUUCUCAUUGGUAAUCUCAACACCAUUGCUCCCAUCAUUUCAAACUUCUUCCUGGCAUCUUAUGCUCUCAUCAAUUUCUCCUGCUUCCAUGCAUCCUAUGCCAAGUCUCCAGGGUGGAGACCGGCAUAUAAAUACUACAACAUGUGGCUAUCCCUGGUGGGUGCAGUGCUCUGCUGUGUUGUCAUGUUUGUUAUCAACUGGUGGGCUGCUCUCCUCACAUACGGCAUUGAAAUCCUCCUCUACAUUUAUGUCACAGUCAAGAAGCCAGAUGUAAACUGGGGUUCGUCCACGCAGGCUGUGACAUUUGUGAGUGCGGUCAGCAACGCUCUGUCUCUGUCUGGUGUAGAGGAUCAUGUCAAGAACUUCAGGCCUCAGAUCAUAGCACUGACAGGUUCAGCACGAAACAGACCAGCUCUCCUAGACCUGGCUCACUCCCUUUCUAAGAACUUUGGACUCUGUCUUACCUGUGAAGUGUUUGUGGGCCCGAGAUCUGAGGCUCUCCAAGAGAUGAACGCCGGCAUGGAGAAGAACCAGCUGUGGCUUAGGAAGACUAAACGCAAGGCAUUUUACGCUGCUGUGGCCUGUGACCGUUUCAGGGAAGGGACCGAGAGCCUGCUGCAGGCUUCCGGUCUUGGCCGUAUGAAGCCCAACACAUUGAUGAUAGGCUUUAAGAAAAACUGGAGGACUUCAGACGCAGAGUCAGUGCAGAGUUAUGUGGGAAUACUGCAUGAUGCGUUUGACUUUGAGUACGGGACAGUGGUACUGAGGAUGAACCAGGGACUUGAUGUGUCACACAUUGUCGAAGCAGAAGAGGAGAUGCUAAAGGCAGCAAGGGAGCAACAGGCGCGGGAGAAUGAAAUGAUGCCAAAUGGAGGGAAACCAAGAGGACUGUUUAGGAAGUCCAGGAAAGUCUCUAAGCAAGUGCUCAUGACCAGAGUGUCAGUGUGCGGCCCUCCACCCCCGCAGAUUGCCAAGAUGAACGAGAGGCUGUUGGAGGCCAGUGCUCACUUCAAGAAGAAACAGCCCAAAGGCACCAUCGAUGUGUGGUGGCUGUUUGACGAUGGAGGUCUUACCCUGCUGCUCCCCUACAUCCUCACCACCAGGAAGAAGUGGAAAGACUGUAAAUUAAGGAUCUUCAUCGCAGGACAGCCUGAACGCAGUGAUCUAGACAAACAGGAAAUGAAGUCUUUGUUGAAGAAAUUCAGAAUUAACUGCACUGACAUCAAUGUCAUCGACAACAUCCAUGUCAAACCCAGCUCUGAAAGCUUGAAGAAGUUAGCUGACAUGAUUGAGCCUUUCUGUCUGCAUGAGGGGUCUAAAGACACCGCUCAGGCGGAAGCAAUGCAGAGAGAGCAGCCCUGGAAAAUCACUGACGAAGAACUGAACAGCUUUGAGGAGAAGACCAACCUCCAGGUACGACUGAACGAGGUGCUUCAGGAAAACUCCAAAUCAGCCAAUCUGAUCAUUGUGAGCAUGCCCAUCGCUCGUAAGGAAUCUGUCUCUGAUUUCCUCUACAUGGCCUGGCUGGACAUUCUGACAAUGGACCUUCCACCAACACUGCUCAUUAGAGGAAACCACAAGAGUGUGCUUACUUUCUACUCCUGAGCACCUUGCAGGCUAAACAGCAGUUUGGUAGCACCUUAAUUAUGAAGCGUGUUCAGAAAGCGCACAGGAACCUGGAUGAUGUUUUUCAGUCUUCCAGAAAAACUGCAAAGUAUAAAACAAUCCAGCUUUUUUUCACUUAACACCUGAUGGGGACAUGUGGGCUCCAAUUCUCAUUUGAACAUAAGAGUAGUAGAAUAAUUGACUGUUUGACUUACGAACACAUAAGUGCUAAGUACUAAAUAAACCUUAUUUUACUAUGAACCUGUUUUUAUUGCCUGGGUUGGUAUGAGCUGUUUCAUGAACGCUUGUCGCAACCUCUGCAAAAUGCAGCGAGCUUGCAAGUAACAAGCAAACCUUUUUAGCAUGUACAUGUACUACACUGUAUGGCUACCAAAGGACACUUUUAACUGUUCUGCUGAGGGGACAAGACAAGUCUCAAUAAAGAAAAAACAUUUCUGGCACAGAGUUCGUAAAUGUCAGAGUCCAAAUGUGAAUUUAGGAGCAUAGGCAAAGUUUGAGCUCUUUGCAUCAACGGACAAGUACAGAAAACAUUGUUAUAUAUAGAACUAAGGUGUAAACUCAUAAUUUGUGGUUGGAACAAAGCCUAAUCCCGUCUUCCUAACAUGGUAAGAUGAGUCCAAUGAACAAAGGCAGACACACGGGCAAAGAUACGAAACUACUUCCAGUGGUUACACUGAGUGAAUGUGUUGCCUGCUGCUGUGUUUGUAAUAUAAAUGUAUAUAGUAGAUAUCUGAAUUCACUAGUGGAUACUUUUUGAGCAAAAAAAAUAACCCUUUCAUAAAUAAUUAACAGAAUGAUAUUGGCUUCAUUACUAUCAGUACUUUUAAACUCUGGUAAUAAUUGCUUGAUUAUUUUUUAAACAUUUUUGAUAUCCACUGAGUGUAAACUACACUGUUAUUAUAAAGAUGUUUACCUGUUUUUGAUGUUACUAUCACAGCACACUUUCUGUUUAAGGAAAAUUUGGUGAAACAAAAGAUUGUAAACUCAAUUCUUCUGUAUAUUUUCAGCCUAUUAUCUGUCUUCCUAUUUAAAUAUAUAAUUGUGAUUACCUGAAAUAAAGAAU
Messenger RNA from Xiphias gladius (swordfish), 4385 nucleotides. RefSeq names its product solute carrier family 12 member 1 (gene slc12a1). NCBI's taxonomy places the organism in Eukaryota, Metazoa, Chordata, Actinopteri, Istiophoriformes, Xiphiidae. Bases 170 to 3301 code for a protein of 1043 amino acids. The record is from RefSeq and is a predicted model, not a curated record. The transcript has 26 exons. Gene Ontology annotation, cellular component: membrane. Gene Ontology annotation, biological process: sodium ion homeostasis; potassium ion homeostasis; chloride ion homeostasis. Gene Ontology annotation, molecular function: sodium:potassium:chloride symporter activity.